Cuscuta epithymum is the source of this 1730-nucleotide messenger RNA. The record is from the annotation of a GenBank genome assembly. Lineage: Eukaryota; Viridiplantae; Streptophyta; Magnoliopsida; Solanales; Convolvulaceae.
AGGUAGCUGUUUCGCUUCAACGAACCUUCUUCCUUCUGCCUGCUAUUUAUCUCUGAUUCAUAACCCCUGCAUUCAUCUCCAGCCCUCCCCCCUUCCCCUUUCCAUCCAAUCACCCCAUUGUUGCAAAAUCACAAGAGACGGUCGCUUUUGCGCGGCCAUCUUCUCACACUUUUGUAACAUUUGGGCGUCUUCUUCUCCAGAUUGGGUUUUCCCUUCUCUCAUUGAACAAGAAAAAGAAUGCAUUUUUAAUUCUAUGCACUUUGCCACUAGAAUUGAAGCAGAACAAGAUUGAGAGACCUGAGCGGGCGGCGCGGAUCGGGAAUAUGACCCUGGAAAACUGCUUGCCUAUUCCGCCACCUACUCCGCCGUAUCGUCCAAGCUGUUCGACGACGGGUAGAUCGCCGAUGAGAAGGCACCGCCACUGUGUUUCAUCUGCAGAUCGCCUCUUUGAUGAAGCUUAUCGAGCUGAUGUAAAGAUCAAUACGAGAGAUGGUCAUGUCAUCUAUGCACAUGCUAGCGUAUUGGGUGUGGCGUCACCAGUGAUCAAAGAAAUAUUAAGAAAAUCAACUAGACGAGGGCAAAAUAAACAUAUAUCAAUCUCGAUCACGGGUGUUCCAGCUGAGGCUGUUCAUGUUUUUAUCAGAUACCUUUAUUCGUCGUGUUAUGAAGAACAAAAAAUGAAGGAGCAAGUGUUGAGUUUGUUAUUGCUGUCACAUACUUAUGUGGUCCCUCAGCUCAAGAGAGAAUGUGAGCGGGUGGUGGAACAUGGACUGAUAAAUACCGAAAACGCGAUGGAUAUUCUCCAGAUGGCUCUACUCUGUGACGCCCCUCGGCUUAGCUUCAUCACCCAUCGGUUCAUCUUGAAGAACGUUAAACCGGUUUGCGCUACUGAAGGAUGGAAAGCAAUGAAGGAAAGUCACCCCGCUCUUGAGAAACAGAUUUUGCAGUCCGUCAUACAUCAUGACAUUAUGCAAAAGGAAAGGGCUAGAAAGACAAACGAUAGGAAAACAUAUAUGAAUCUGUAUGAAGCCAUGGAAGCACUUGUUCAUAUAUGUAAAGAGGGAUGCCGUACCAUAGGUCCACACGACAAGGUGUUGAAAGGAGAUGAAGAUCCAUGUGGACACGGGGCGUGCAAGGGGAUAGAGGCACUGGUUCGCCACUUCGCUGGGUGUAAAAUACGGAUCCCGGGUGGUUGCGUACGUUGCAAGAGAAUGUGGCAAGUCUUUGAACUUCACUCCUGGCUCUGCGUUGAUCCAGACCUCUGUAGGGUUCCUCUCUGCAAGAAUUUCAGGUUGAGAAGGAAACAGAUGAAGAAGGAUGACAUUAAAUGGAGGAUUCUUGUGAGAAAGAUUGUGAGAUCCAAGAGCAUUACUGGAGCUCCGUUUUUCUCAUUGGAAUCGGCUUGAAAUCUCGGUUGUUUUCUCCCACUUCUCUUGUGUACUAAAUGUAAUGCUCGUUAUUAGUAAAUCGAGUAUCAUUCUUUUUCUGUUUCAUUUCGAGUAUCAUUCUUUUUCUGCUUCAUUAAACGCUCGUUUGAUAAGGGCCAUUUCAUAGAAAUGGCCUAAUGUAUAUUGACUUUUCUUUUUGAGAAGUAAUAUAUUUGGUGAAACUCAUUUCAUCAUACCAAGUGUGUUGUUACUUUGUUUUUUGCCUGAUCUGCCAGAUUUUUUUUUAUCUAAUACUGCUCCGUUAUUGUUUAUACUUCACUUGCCAAAUUGGUUGAAGAGGAC